CUUCGCAGCCAACAUUGACCUCGUGGGCGUCAUCUCAGCCAGGUUUCAAAUAUAGCCUGCGACGCCGGUGCCUAAGCAGUUCUUUUUGGAUCCACAGCUCAUGCACAUGAUAUGGAAAUCCCCUGAUUUGCUGCAUAUUGUUAUCGCCAUCAGAUACCAUGUCCGUAUCCUCUACCACAGACCCGCUCGAUGGCAUUACGGGGGAGCUUGCAAGCAACGGCGAUGCGUUCAAGCUGGUUUUAUUGUUCUUUAUGGCCAUCUCUUGCUACAAUGUGGCUGAGCUAGUGGUUCUUGUCUUAUCAACCUUCCGACGCUGGAAAGGCUUGUACUUUUGGAGCCUGCUUUUAUCCGGCUGCGCAGGCGUGGUGCCAUACACCUUGGGCUUUAUUUUGAAAUUCUUCACCAAAGCCAACUCGACUCUCUCGGUGACCAUCCUCACCAUCGGUUGGUGGAUUAUGGUCACGGGUCAAGCGAUAGUCCUUUACUCACGACUCCACUUAGUGAUUUGCGAUGAUCGCAUCCUCCGGAGAGUGCUCUACAUGAUUGUCGCGAACGUUUUCCUUCUCCAUGUCCCAACGACCAUCCUCACGUACGGGUCCAAUGUCGUCCACAGAAAGGCAGCCUAUGUGAUUGGAUACAAUAUCAUGGAGAAGGUUCAGAUGACGGGUUUCACUAUCCAGGAGAUUGUGCUUUCCGGACUAUAUGUGUGGGAAACUGUGAAGCUGCUCCAGCUGUGCUUUGUCCGGGAGAAUCAGAGAAUCAUGCGUCAAUUGGUUUGGAUCAAUCUCGCCAUGCUCGUUAUGGAUUUGCUAUUGCUGGGUCUCGAAUAUGCCAGCUACUAUGCUGUGCAGAUCACUCUCAAGGGAGCGAUAUACAGCAUUAAACUGAAGUUGGAGUUUGCGGUGCUGGGCCGACUCGUCGCCGUGGUCCAGAAUCGACGACCAAUCUCGAUCGACGGGGAUAUUGCCCUCGGUUCUUUUGACCAUGGAGCUGCCAGUGGCCCUGAUCGAAGUAUAGGAUCUGCUGGAGAGAGUGUGUCUAGCCGAACACCGUGUUACCUUUCAGCCGCUAGGUUUGCAAGUCAGACGCAUAGGGAUAUCCACGUGGGGAAUGGAAAAAUUGUGACAAUGACGGAGCUAUCAGCUUGGGUCGAUCGGCCGAAUGAUGACCACUGCUGACCUUUCGAAUUUGGAAUCUUGUCUCAUCUAUUAUUCGACGGGUAGUUAUUGACUGGCGCGACAACAUUGAGGAUGGGAACAUCGGGCUCAUUGAGCCAAAUCCAAAGCGUCGGGUAUAGAUACAAUCACCCUAAUGGGUCGACUACUAUUCCUUUUCUGUCAAUCCGACUUCUCAUCUUCCAUCUACCCAAGCUCCACCUCUGAUUCAUCCUCAUCUUGACUGUCCGCGAUCUCCUCUGCCUUUCGUUUUCGUUGGCUUGCAGUCCCUGCAUCACUUUGAACCUGAGCUUG
Aspergillus sclerotioniger CBS 115572 is the source of this 1469-nucleotide messenger RNA. RefSeq lists its product as uncharacterized. NCBI's taxonomy places the organism in Eukaryota, Fungi, Ascomycota, Eurotiomycetes, Eurotiales, Aspergillaceae. The transcript has a single exon. The coding region runs from base 159 to 1178 and encodes 339 amino acids. The record is from RefSeq and is a predicted model, not a curated record.